GGUUUAAUGACUCGCUAGAGACAGCACCUAGCAUAAUAUAUAUGCUGCUCACUGCAGUUGCAAGACAUUGUCCUUGACCAAACUGCACUGUAGCUUUCAUUAUAACCCCUGAAUAGUUGUGGAGAAGAAAAAAAUCGGAGGGAUGGUUUAAUGAUUCGCUAGAGACAUUACAUAACAUUAUAGAUGGGCUGCUCAUUGCAGUUGGUAGACACAGUUGUUGACCGAAUUGCCCUGUGGCUUUCAUUACAACCACUACCCCCAAAAAAUUGCUUGCUGAAACGAAAUGGAUUGGAUGGAGCCGAUUCCAGCUUUGUUCCUCUUUAUCCUUAUGGUUUCCUUUGUUUUGAAACUGGGCACUUUCUGGAACAAGAGCUCCCAAAAUCUUCCACCAGGACCGAGGCCUUUACCUCUCAUUGGGAAUCUCCACAUCAUGGAUCUCAAGAGGCCUCACAGAACCAUGUUAAAGGUGUAACUUUGUCUAAUGGUGAGAACUGGAAAGUGAUGCGGCGGUUUGCUUUAAGCACAUUACGGGACUACGGAAUGGGAAAGAGGACCAUAGAAGAUAGAAUUGUUGAGGAAUGCAGUGUCCUGAUAAAGAAAUUUGAAACUUACGAAGGUAACCCAUUUGAAACCACCUCAAUUAUGAAUGCAGCUGUUGCCAAUAUAAUAGUGUCCAUACUACUAGACAAGCGAUUUGAUUAUGAAGAUUCCACAUACAUAAGACUUCUGAAGUUGAUCAAUGAAAAUAUCCGGCUUUUCGGAAGCCCUUCAGUCACGCUGUAUAACAUGUUUCCUGCUCUUGGUUUUCUUUUGGGGGCUCAUAAGACUGUCAUGCAAAACAGAGAUGAGCUGUUUGCCUUCAUAAAUGCCACCUUCAUAAAACACCUCAGAGAUCUGGAUGAAAAUGACCAGAGGAGCUUUAUUGACACAUUUCUUAUCCGACAACAAGAGUUCAUACUCUUUGCAUCCCAGGAGGAGAAGAAAAACAAGACGAAUGCUUAUUUCCACAACAGAAACUUAAUAGUUAUUGUGGCCAACUUAUUUGCUGCUGGCAUGGAGACCAUUUCUACCACACUGCGCUGGGGACUGUUACUAAUGAUGAAAUAUCCUGAAAUUCAGAUAAAGGUCCAAGAAGAAAUUGCAAAAGUUGUUGGAUCUUCUCAGCCAAGGAUUGAACACCGAACAAAAAUGCCUUAUACGGAUGCUGUGGUCCAUGAGAUCCAGAGAUUUGCCAAUGUUAACCCAACCAACCUGCCACAUGCCACGGCUACAGAUGUUACCCUCAAUGGCUACUUCAUUCCAAAGGGCACAUUCAUCAUGCCAUUGCUGUCCUCUGUGCUGCACGAUGAAUCUCAAUGGGAGAAACCACAUAAAUUCUAUCCUGAGCAUUUUCUUAAUUCUGAUGGAAAAUUCGUAAAGAGAGAUGCUUUCAUGCCUUUCUCUGCAGGUCGGAGAGCAUGUAUAGGUGAGACUCUUGCCAAAACGGAGCUCUUCCUCUUCUUCACAAGUCUCCUGCAGAAAUUCACCUUCCAGCCACCCCCUGGAACAUCUCAGGAAGACCUGGACCUUACUCCUGCUGUUGGGCUUACAACAUCACCCAUGCCCCACCAGCUCUGCGCUCUGCCACGUUUCUAAGACUCACAAACUCCUGGCUUGGGUAUUUGGGUUGAGUAGCCUAUGGGUGGAAUUGGUCCGUGCUUUGUCACAAAUCUUAAGUGUUCCCCUUUACCUGCCAUACUGCUGAAUCCCAUGAAACUAGCAUUGGAGCAUCUCUUACUUAAAACCUGGCCCUGAGUUCUUAUGACACUUGAGGCAUGGAGAUCAAUCAGCAAAGCUGGUUCAUUUAUUCCCAUGUUUACAUAUCCUUUCAUAUUCCCAAGUAGAUAUGCAGAGUAUUGUGACCGAGACGAAAAAGGGUCUGGAAACCAUGCCUUAUGAGGAAUGGUUGAGGAAGUUGGGUAUGUUAACUUCUGUGGCUGCAAUGUAUUCUGAUUCUGAACUGUAUUUGUUGAUGUCAGGCAAUGGCUUUGUUUCCUCCGUGUUCUUUAAAAAGUCUGUCAUAAUAGAUCUGGCAACUGGGUUUGCUUCUGGCAUCUCCAUGCUGUCAAUUAGUUCAGUGGCUUUCUGCUUCUGGCUUAGAAUUAAACAACCAUCUUCCAUCUUCUCUCUGUAUCUGAAUAAACUUUCUCUGAGAGUCUGGGUAGCUUAUGGCUUCCCUCAUCUACAGAAUUCUGACUGGUCAUAUGAAAAAUGAAAAUGGGGAAAAUGUGUCAAAAUCAAAAUCAAAACUUCAAUCUCCACAAGAGGAAAAACUCAAAACAUUCUCUGCCUAGCUUCUGCUCUGAAAGGGAAGAGGGAGCUAAUCCCUUUCACAUUGGAGUCAGUGGAAGUCACCAUGGUCUCACCAGGAAAUAGAAAAAAAUGUCCCCUUUGAAUCUCUCUUCUAUCUUAAGAAAAUCCAGCUACACCCACUAUAAUACUUUGAAUUUUGUCUUCACUGGGCCCCAUAACCUUUGUAGGAAUGGAUUUAGGCACUAUGAGAGGAUGUACGGUUUAGUUAUUGUCCUUCCUUGCUCACAUUGUUGCAUGUCAUAUGCUCUAAUGUAUACAAAGAUAUACCCCAAUGCCACCAUGUUCAACAGUUUCAAGAUGGAAAUGAAUAAAAACUAUGCUAAAGAGAAAA
Molecule: messenger RNA, 2683 nt
Organism: Podarcis raffonei (Aeolian wall lizard)
Lineage: Eukaryota; Metazoa; Chordata; Lepidosauria; Squamata; Lacertidae
Product: cytochrome P450 2K6-like
Exons: 8
Coding region: 184-1635 (483 amino acids)
Biological process (GO): xenobiotic metabolic process
Cellular component (GO): cytoplasm; intracellular membrane-bounded organelle
Molecular function (GO): iron ion binding; oxidoreductase activity, acting on paired donors, with incorporation or reduction of molecular oxygen, reduced flavin or flavoprotein as one donor, and incorporation of one atom of oxygen; heme binding
Source: RefSeq, a predicted model, not a curated record